AGAUGCUGAUUUGUGCUCAUAGUGUAUCAAUCCAGUGAAUUUUCGCGAGUAUCGGAACUAAACCCCAGUACAUAUGAAGCGCAAACUAUGCAGAACAUCGUUUAAUUGCGAAGAUAUGGAGGAGCUCAAUGUGACGGCGUUGUCGAGACGGAAGGAGUCAGCAGCCCCGCUGACGGGGGAGAGAGACAGCACUAUAUUCCGUCACGGCUUCGGGUACCCUCUCGCUCUGGUGUUACGAUUGCGGGUUUUACAGAUAGUAUGCGGCAUAUCAGCCAUGGUGAUGGGCAGCGUGGCCUUCAUAGAGGAGCGACAGAAGUUCAACAUGGGGCUCGGGAUACCCGCUGGAGGCAUCAGCAUAUUGGCUGCAGCGGUAUCAAUUCACACAUCACGAGGCUUUAGCGCGAUGUCAGGCGUAGCGGGAGCGGGCGCGGGCGCGGCGAGCGUGCUGUGGGCAGCCGCCGCAUGUCUGCUCAUCGCGCUCGUCGUGCAAUGCUGCAGAACUAUACUCGACCCUCCUGGGAUCGAUCAUGGUGACGGCCCCAUCGAAGAAGACACGACGCCAUCUUCCCGCGAUCUAGUAGUAAUCGCUUGCGUGCAAAUCGCUCUCGCGGCCGCUACGCUCCUCAGUGCGGCGGUCUGCGCGCGCAUCGAUUGCGGAACUUGACGGGAGCCACAGCGCACGCUCACGAGACGAAGAGUGAGCGAAGCGCCCGUACCCGCUACCGCUACCGCUUCUGCCGACAUUGUGAUCCCACCCGAAGAAGUUAUAGUUGAACGAGAAGGAAGCAGAGUAGCAUGGCUUAUAUAAAUAUUUGUAUCAAAAUACGUCAGUGAAAUGAAUUCGUGUCCAAAAUUAAAAGAGAAAGUGAAUUGUACUAGAGUAUAUUUUUAAUAACAUUUAAAUAUCGGAGUAAAAUUACUUUGUGUCGGUGUAAGAGUAAGCUGUAGUUUAUCAUAAUCGAUAAAAAUAUGUAGAUAAUGAUCAGACUGCUAAUUGCCACAUAUUUGAACAUUACAAAAACAUUUACGGAUAAAAAAUAAACAGCUUGUUUGCCUCCAGCUCCCGCGUUGAAUAAACAAAAUACACAUACUAAAAGUCCAAAUAAUAAAACGAAACUCAAACAGAAUGAUAAAAAUGUUAAAUUAAUCCGGUAACAAUGAGUUUGGAUUAAACGCGUGGCUUCGUAAAUGUUAUGUAUGAACCUGCGGCUUACGUUUCAUUUCCCGUAAUAAUACGCCAUUUUACUCGCUGUAUUCUGCUGAUAAAUUGUUAUUUCAGCCAUGUUAAACAGUAUGUAUGAUGUUUACCUACUAUCUGUAGCAAACUUCCUCUUCGAUCAAUAUCUAUAUGAUAUUCUGAAUCUUGAUCAAGCGUUUUACCUUGUCAAUACCAUGAAAUCCAACAUUUAUAGAUUAAAAUGUUCGUGUUUCAGGCUUUCAUGGUUACUUUAAAUAAUGAAAUACUGUAAGUAAACGUUGUUACCCUAGAUUAUCUAGAUGCGGCUAUCCGUAAAAGAGAAGACCAUACGAUAACUAGCAGGAUUCCCCAGGGCACGAUUAUCGGACCCGAUACGAUGUUCAAGAUUGGAAAAAUGAUAUUUUUUUUCGUGAUAUUGUUAUAGAUAUUUUUUCUUUCCGUUUUUAUUAAAAAAAAAAUAAUGUUCAUACCCAGAGAUGGCAAAUUGCAAAGUUUUUAACAAAGUAUAACAGAAGAGCAAAGCUAAUUAGAGUCAACGUCAAAACUGCUUCAGAUUAUAUCAAAGCCGUUUGUUUGGCACGUAAGAAACUGUACUCCUAAGAAAUAAACCUGGAAAAUACGCAAUAAGCUCAGACUACUCGCAUAGUUAAGUUAUAAGAGCAGCUAAGUUUUGCCUCGAGAAAUUUUAACGAGCCGGUAAAUAAAUAAGUAAAGUACUUAUCUACCCAAUCUGGAGUAUUUUAACUUUCUUGCCAAAACCUUAAGCGUAUUUAAAUACCUAGCUUAAUAAAGUUUAUUGUUCUCCCAUUUUCUUAUUUUUAUGUUGUUUGUUGAUGUAGCUGCCUUGACCUUUAUUUGUGUUUACUUUUGCUGAGUGUGAGAGUGGGAUAAAAAUAUUCUUAAUUAUUAAUUAUUUAAGCUUUACUUCUGUGUAUUUCACGCAUGUUUUCUACUUAGUCAAUAUAAUAUUUCCCAUAUUACAUUAUGUUUGUAGAUUUAAACUUAAAAUUUUCUAUACAAAACAGAGAAAUAAUGGUAGACAUAAUUAGAAGUAUGAUUAUAUGAUAUCUAUGUACAAAUAUUUUCUUAUUGGCCAUGUAAAUAUUGUAAAGUUAAUUAAUGUACUUACAGUCCUAAAUAGAAUUAUGUCUUAAGUUCAAGAUAAUUGUAGAAACAUUUUAAUUUUGAUUAGAGACGUCUGUAAAAACUAUCACUUUUCUAUUAAAUUAAACAUUUGGAAGUAUU
Messenger RNA from Helicoverpa zea (corn earworm), 2443 nucleotides. RefSeq lists its product as uncharacterized. Lineage: Eukaryota; Metazoa; Arthropoda; Insecta; Lepidoptera; Noctuidae. The transcript has 5 exons. The coding region runs from base 74 to 664 and encodes 196 amino acids. The record is from RefSeq and is a predicted model, not a curated record.